Molecule: messenger RNA, 3320 nt
Organism: Loxodonta africana (African savanna elephant)
Lineage: Eukaryota; Metazoa; Chordata; Mammalia; Proboscidea; Elephantidae
Gene: VSTM5
Product: V-set and transmembrane domain containing 5
Exons: 3
Coding region: 298-963 (221 amino acids)
Source: RefSeq, a predicted model, not a curated record
CUGGGUGUGAACGGAAGGAAAUUGCUCAUUAUUUGCCAUUAUUUGCCUCUGACUGUGUGUAUUCUGUCUCUCUCUCUUUUUCUAUUUCGUUCUCUCCUUGGAUCUGGUUCAACCAGAGUACAACCAGCUCAUCUGCCUCUGGCGCUAGAGAACCUGCGGGAGCCAGAGGAGGAGGAGAGGAGGUGGGCGGGCAGGAGCUGGAGCAGCGGGCGGCAGGCGCGGCGAGCGCACAGCCGGGGCCCCGAGCCGCGCCGCCCGCAGAGCCCAUGCCCGGCCGGUGCCGCCCCGGGCUUGCUCAUGAGGCCUCUGCCGAGCCGGAGGAGGAAGAACCGAGGUAUCUCCCUGGGACUCUUCGCCCUCUGCCUGGCCGCAGCCCGCUGUCUGCAGAGUCAGGGCAUAUCAUUGUACAUUCCCCAGUCUGCCAUCAAUGCCACAGUUAAAGAAGACAUUCUGCUCUCGGUUGAAUACUCCUGCCUCGGGGUGCCCACCAUCGAAUGGAAGUAUACCUCCAACUGGGGUGUGCAGAAGAUCGUGGAGUGGAAGCCAGGGACUCAGGCCAACAUCUCCCAAAGCCACAAGGACCGAGUCUGCACCUUCGACAACGGCUCCAUCCAGCUGUUCAGUGUGGGCGUGAGCGAUUCUGGCUACUACAUCAUCACAGUGACGGAACGCCUGGGGAGCAGCCAGUUUGGCACCAUCGUUCUGCAUGUCUCAGAGAUCCUCUAUGAAGACCUCCACUUUGUCGCUGUCUUCCUUGCUUUUCUCGCUGCUGUGGCCGCAGUGUUAAUCAGCCUCAUGUGGGUUUGUAAUAAGUGUGCAUAUAAGUUUCAGAGGAAGAGAAGACACAAACUCAAAGGUAACUGUCUGGGCCUUGUGAUAAUUCAUGCUUUUGAAGAUGGAGGUGGCACACAUUAUCUUGUUCUCACCGAGAAGCCACUGUGUGGCUCAUCUUCAACUCACUGACUUGUCUUUUGCUUUACAGAAAGCAGAACUGAGGAGAUUGAGCUGCAAGAUAUUGAGUGUUAGCCAAGGCUGGACCCAGUUACAUUCCUACCUCAAGAGGAAAACAUUAUUUUCCAAUGAAAGAAGCAAAUGCAGCCGAUCCAUACUGUUGUCCUGCCACAGCAACCCAUUGGCGAUGGGACAGCAAGAAGUUAACAGACUGACUGCAUGGAGUUGAAGGCUAUGGACUGAAUAAAGCCAGCUGUAGCCUUUGCACUAAGUUCAAGGAGAAGAGCACUGAGGCUCUGCGCCAGGAGCUUUGCUUGGCUGCAGCUUCCGGCCACGUUGGUCCAUAACCAAUGGCACAGUGCAGCUGCUGGCAGCUUGCUCACGACACUUUGCUGUGGCCCACGGACUGGCCUGUUGGAGGAGUCCCUGUAUCAGAGGCCAGAGUAUCUCCAGGCUCAGGAGUAUGCAGCCCACAUUCGAACAUGCUCUCUGUGCCUUGUGUUCCCGCUUGCUCUGCAAACUGCUUGUGUCCUCCAACCCCCACAAGCACUGCUGUGGGAGCUACUGUAAGCAAACCUGAGGCUUUUAGACAAUCUGCUGCUUAGGAGCCAGAGGCAGACAGAGACUGAGAUGGGCACUACUGGGCUGCAGUGAAUUGCUCAGGACAGGGCAAGGCCCUGUGGCUUGGAGUUUUGGGAAGAGAAGCUCGAUUAGUUCCUGAGGGGCCAGCUUUGGGAACAGGAAACAGAGAGAUUAUCUUUUGUUUCUUCCCUCAUUCCAGCACUAAUUGGUUUUUCCCUCCCAUGACCCCAAAAUUAGGCCAGUGUGAGCAAAACUGCACCUCAUCUCCACUAAGCUUCAAAUGCAAUGUGAUGGGCAGCAUCUGGCCUCCAGGCAGCCUCUUGAAGAGCUGGGUAAUGCAACCUGGGUGAAAGCUGAACCUGAAUAACCGGGUGGUACACCUGGAUAAUCAUUAGGCCUGGGGUUCUGUUCUUGCCCCUUCAGUGAUUGCCACUUCCUGCCUCAAGUCAGGCCCUUCCCUCUCCUAACUGGGCUAAGAACACUUGGCCUCACCUACCUCACAGCCACGAUAUCAAACGAAGCACACAGUCUGUAUAGAGCACUCCGAGCAACUGAAGGAAAGCAUAAGGAGCCUACAAGGAUCUGGAAAGCAAUGACCACUUAUUAUCUGAGUGCUGGAAAUUGAUAAAAUGCCCUGGGAUAUUGGGGUUCCAUGUAAGAUUGGGGACUGAGCCAUAGGUAGUCUUGGCCCUUAUUCUCUCAGGUUGCUGCUCACCAUGUUUACUCUGAAAGUUUCUCUAUCCCAGCUUCCAUUUGGCAAGCUCUAAUGCAGGCACGAAUUAAUUUAUUUCCAAUUCUUUUCUCUUCCCAGCACUCUUAACUACAGACCACAGGUACCACUCCGAUUAUGAUGGAGGCAGAAGUUAUUAGCGAUGUUCCCAGCCGUCAGCUGGAAAUUCACCCAUGUAAACACGGGUGCUAAGACACUCCCUUCUGUUCUCCCUUCCUUCAGGUCCCCAGUGUCCAUAUCUUUAGUAUUUCUCAUGCGGCAGGUAAGGGGUUACCUGAAAAAGUUAGUAUGAGGCCUUUCCCUAAAUAAUGAACCCAGAGCUAUGGGAAGAAAUCUUUUGGAGUAUUCAGACAUGUACUAUCAAUAAUCUAGAGAAAGGCCUAGACGACAGUAAUUGGUCUCUACAGCUGGUCUGUAGCUGUAGUACCAGACACACAGAAGUUACAAAGAGCCCUCAGACACAAAGAACGUCUACACGCUCACAUAAGCAAACAUGCACACCACACAAGCAAACAUGCACACCUGGGCCCUCUCCCAGCAGCUGUUAGAGGAACCGCCCCCCCCCGCCACAACAGUUUGCUUCUGUCAGUCUCUAGCACCAUGAAGGAACACGGUAAGAGUACCCCCGACAAAAGGGGAUCAAGGACAGUCUAGUUAUUGCUCUCCCCUCUUUCACACAGAAGGCCCAUCAGCAGGAAACUGGUUUGCAGCUGGGUAGCUGCUGGCAUACGUGGAAUAUGGAAUAUAAUACCUGCCCUCCAAAACUCUACCCCGGGAUGGGCCUUCCUGGGCAAACUCAGAUGUAAACUGAAUUGCUCAAAAAAAUCUCAUCAUGGUUUAUUCCUUCAGCUUUCCAUUUCUCUGAAAAAAGCAUUUAUUUUGCACUUUCAAGGCUCCCUCCAUCUCAAACAUUCCAGUGGAAAAGUUUUUGAUUCUGGAGCCUUUUUUUUUUUUUUCCCAAAAGAGGAAUAUUACAUAUAGAGAUUUACCAGUAUGAAUGUCAAGCUAUAUGUUUCAAGCUGUGGAAAUAAAAACUCUUUUGAAGAACGAAAUAAAA